Molecule: messenger RNA, 471 nt
Organism: Brienomyrus brachyistius
Lineage: Eukaryota; Metazoa; Chordata; Actinopteri; Osteoglossiformes; Mormyridae
Product: inactive L-threonine 3-dehydrogenase, mitochondrial-like
Exons: 4
Coding region: 1-471 (156 amino acids)
Biological process (GO): L-threonine catabolic process
Molecular function (GO): L-threonine 3-dehydrogenase activity
Source: RefSeq, a predicted model, not a curated record
AUGGUUUUUGUCAGAACCCUGAGCAAGGUGACUAGGAAGAGAUUUGGUAAAAACAAUGUAAUUCUGUCAGACAUCAGGAAUCCCCCAAGUCAUAAGUUGUUAUUACAAAUAUCCCUUUUGUACACUGCAGGCCCCUUUGUUUACUCUGACAUUUUGGAUGACAAGAACCUGCGUGGGAUUGUAGUGAACAACCAAAUUACUUGGCUGGUCCACUAUAGCGCCCUCCUCAGUGCUGUUGGAGAGGCCAAUGUAUCUUUGGCACGGGCUGUAAACAUCACAGGUUUGCACAACAUCCUGGACAUUGCGGUAGAACACAGCCUGCGCCUCUUUGUCCCCAGCACCAUCGGUGCAUUCGGGCCCACCUCCCCCCGGAACCCCACCCCUGACCUGUGCGUGCAGCGCCCCCGAACCAUCUACGGAGUCUCCAAAGUCCAUGCAGAGCUCAUGGGAGAGGUAAAGGCCAUUAUCUAA